Molecule: messenger RNA, 1637 nt
Organism: Pocillopora verrucosa
Lineage: Eukaryota; Metazoa; Cnidaria; Anthozoa; Scleractinia; Pocilloporidae
Source: RefSeq, a predicted model, not a curated record
UCAGCACGCUUCGCUGACCCCAUUGCUUGGUCUUUAUAUCCCUGCACAACGUGGAUCAUUAGGUUAUUGCGCGUCUGACCUUUUUACUUUACAAUGGAAAGGCAGUCCCGAUUAGUUUAUUCUGAAGAACAAAAGGAAGUGCUGACCACGUUUUUCAACGAGGGAAUGACUUCCACCAAGAAAGCGAUGUGCGACAAAAUUCGUGCAUGUGCCACAAGAGUCGGCAUUUCGGAAGACCAAGUGAAGCACUGGAUAAACAACCACAAUGCGAAGUGUAGUAGUGGUUCCAGAGUGCUUGAUGGACACAAGAGGACAGAAAAGAAACUAGUGAGGAAACAAAGUGGCUUUAAUGCUUUCACAAGGGAGUUUCUCCACAAAGAACAAACUGGUGGAAGUGCAGAGGUCUUUCGCACCAUCGGAGAAAAGUGGAGGAACUUGUCUGACUCAGAUAGAGAUGCCUACAAAAAGGUGGCAACAGAUUUAGGGUCAGCUGUGUCACUACCCUCAGCUGAUAAACAAGCCAAGAAGAUAAUUGGCAACAUCAUGAAACAGGUUGCAGAACUGGAAACACUUGGUGGUCAUGCACUGAUGUUAUGUGCUUAUGAUGGUGUUUGUUACCAAGGUUCAGCUGGGAUUGGUGACAGCCUUUUAAAAACAAACAUCAUGGAAACAUUUGCAAGUAGAUUACACUGUAAUUCCCUGGUGGAAAAGCAAGACGUGUCAGUAAAACAUCUACAAGAAGUGUUCAACUUCAAAUACAGUGAACUUGUCGGAAACAGAGGAAGUAAAAUGCCUUACGCUAAGAUACAGCAAUUGGGAAUUUUAUUUAAUAACCUUCCCUUGGAUUUAAAGAAAGAGAUUGGUGUUAUUCCGCGUAAACCGUCUCUUUACGGAAGCGGCCAGCGCCGAAAGCUGUGGCUCGCCCGUCAUGACUGGAGCUUUGGUAUUUCUUUGCCUGUACCCUCCAUGGAUAGUUCCACGACCCCUUCAGCCACCACUCACACAUCAACUUCUCCUACGCCCACUCCUUCCCUUGUUAAUUCGUCGACCUCCUGUUAAUUAGUACUCCCGGUUUAAGUUAAAAACCACUGCUGUUCACAACCGUAACAAUACCAACUCACAACAAACUAACUACUAAUUGAACUUACAAAACACCUCAGUCGAAAAGAUGAAAUUUACACAACAUACCAUACAUUCUUCCUUCACUUUGACACAACCUCAUCACACACAAGUUCUUUAAGUGUUUAUCAGUCAUCUGCAACCAGAGCCACAGUGAGUGUCGACCACUGUACUUCCCGCGCAUCCAUUGUUCUUGGUACUCCUUCCUAAUCUCAACGCAGCACUUCCUCUGCUGCUGGUUUUAUCGUUUCCAAAGAUACUAAUUUGGAAUGCUGUUACCAAGCACGGCCUGAGAAACACGUGUGGUUUUUGUUCUUCCACCACGAACACACAUUCAUGGGCGCACAGUGAAUCCGGGAAACUUUGUGGUUGAAUGGUGCAUUCUAUGACGGAGAAUCGAUUUUUGUCGGUGGUUUUAUGAAUGGCCUUUAGAGCCGGCAACCUAUUUUCACUCGACUUGCUGAAGUUAACUUCUUCAGGCUGACCUCCCUGUGAAGGCGCCAUAACCUUUUGGAACU